Brassica napus (rape) is the source of this 2784-nucleotide messenger RNA. Its product is annotated as rRNA (cytosine-C(5))-methyltransferase NOP2C. The record is from RefSeq and is a predicted model, not a curated record. Gene Ontology annotation, molecular function: methyltransferase activity; RNA binding. NCBI's taxonomy places the organism in Eukaryota, Viridiplantae, Streptophyta, Magnoliopsida, Brassicales, Brassicaceae. Gene Ontology annotation, biological process: RNA methylation.
UGUUUUUUUAUAUUCCAACCUGAUUGUCUGUUGAAACUGGUAAGUCACGGUCUGCGGUUGUGGCUGAGGAGUCGGCGCCACCACCGGUAAACUGUGAAACAGCUCCAACGAUCUUGGAGGAGACUUCACCUUUCUUCUCCUCCAAAUUGUGCAGCAGGGAUUUGCCUCCUUCAAUGCCUCUUGAGACAACAUUGUCCACUGCAUCCUUGAAGACAUCGGUUUUGGCGGCUUCACUGAGAGCAGAGGUGGCCUUUUCCAAAAUGGAGUCGGACAUUUUGUUUGGUGCUCCUCUGCCUCUGUAGUGGUGUUUAACGUUAAGACGCAGGAGGGAGAUAUAUAUAAUGAGGAGAAGAUUGAGAGACAAGAAGCCAAAUUUGAGCUGUCCAAAUUGGCCGCGGCUGUUUCAACAACCUAAAACCUGGCUUAGCUAUAUCUAAUCUUUUAACACUUAAUAUAGAAUUCUGAUUAGUUUUGUUUGUGCGGAGAAGAGAUCAUCAUUUGAAAAAAGUAACUACUAUUAACUAUUAACAAGAGUCCAUUUUCAGAUUUAAGGUUUAGGUUCUUAGGCUUGGUUGAGGUUUUGGUAUGUAAUCUAGACACCAACCAAGCAGGUUUUGAUUGGAAGCAAACGAUUUGUAAUAACACAACACACUAAGUUGAGUUUGGGUGUUAUUGAAUAAAGUCUUAACUGAGCAAACACAACAUAUCCUCUGUUCUCUUAUCUUCUAUUCUCUUACAGAUGCACAACCUUGAGCAUGUUAAAAGGUUGAGUUGGGCUAUUUUAACAUAUAGAUAGAUUAACUGAGUAACGCGUAGUGGGCUUAAUCCAGUAAUUCAAGCCCAUUAAUUAUUAAAGCCCGGUCCAUGCUAAAACCCUCCUUCCUCACGAGUCACGACCAUCUUCUCCCCCUGCUUCUUCUCAGACAAAACACACAUUUGCUCGCUCUCAGCCUGAUGGAGUGAAUCAUGAAUCCUUCGUCGCGUUACAGUUAUGAUCCAGUGUUGCGAUGGGAUCCUGAAGUUGAAGACUACUUCAACAAAGCUUACGGACCUGACCACUUUGCUCGAAUUUCAAAGGCUCUAACGCGUCCAUCUUCCUACUCCUGCAUUCGGGUGAACACAGUUAAAGCCACAAGUGACGCGGUUAUCGAGAAGCUUACGAAGAUCUUAAACGACGACUCCGAGGAUGGCUUGAAGCUUGUGCAGCAACCCGAUGGGAGUAGUAGUCCCAUCUCCAAGUGUCAGAUUCCUGGUUUGGAAUAUGUAGUUUUGGUCAACGGUUCAGGCCCACAUAGAAUUGAAUAUGGCUCUGAGCUUGAAAACCCUCCCAAGGAGGUACUUGUGAGCAGGAAGUGUGCUGAAGCAGUUCUCAGAGGAGCCCAGGUCUAUGUCCCAGGUGUACUGGCUUGCACUGCCCAUGUUGAGAAAGGAGAUGCAGUUGCCGUCUGUGUUGCUAUGGAGCAACCUGGUGAUGAUGGUGACUGGAGUGUUAAUAUGACUCGUGGGACCACCCUCCAGGGUCUACCGUCAGAUCCUUUCUAUUGUGAACGCAGUGGACUAUAUAUCGGCAUGGGAACAGCUAUGUUGUCAAGAGCUGGCAUGUUUCGUGUUUCUCAUGGAGUUGCCGUGGAUUUGAACAACAGAGUUUUCAGAUUGCCUUCUUUUCAUAAUGUCCUCGAGGGAGAAAUAUUUCUUCAAAACCUGCCAAGUAUUGUUGCUGCUCAUGCUCUUGAUCCUCAGAGAGGGGAGAGAGUAUUAGAUAUGUGUGCAGCACCGGGAGGGAAGACUACUGCAGUAGCUAUACUUAUGAAUGAUGAAGGAGAGAUAGUGGCAGCAGAUAGAUCUCAUAACAAAGUGCUAGAUGUCCAGAGAUUGUCUGCUGAGAUGGGCUUAACUUGCAUAACUACAUGUAAACUGGAUGCGCUAAAAUCUGUUUGUCUUCCGAGCACACUCAGUGACUCAACAACAUCAGUUAACGGUGACAGUAGUGUUUCUUUAACCAGCCAUUCUGAAGUACCAUCAAACGAGGGAAUCGCAUCUGAUGCUCCUGGAAGAUCUGAGGGAAAAUCGUGCGAGGAAAAUGCGAGCACAGAACAGCCUAAUAAUGGAGGGGAUAACGUUAGCCAAUCUGAAAUCAGGAAGAAUAAGGGAAGGCUGAAAAAUGGUCGCGGAAGAACUCAAAGCCAAGGUGGGAGGGCUGGCAAAUCAAAAGGUUUCCCGCCUAAUAGUUUUGAUAGGGUACUUUUAGAUGCUCCUUGUUCUGCUCUUGGCUUGAGACCUCGUCUUUUCGCUGGACUGGAGACUGUAAUAUCGUUGAGAAACCAUGGAAGGUACCAGCGGAAAAUGUUUGACCAGGCUGUUCAAUUGGUUCGCGUUGGUGGAGUUCUCGUAUACUCAACAUGCACCAUUAACCCUAGUGAGAACGAGGCGGUGGUUCGAUAUGCUCUAGAUAAAUACAAAUUCCUUUCCCUAGCAACACAGCAUCCUAGGAUUGGAGGCCCUGGUCUAGUUGGUCGAUGUGAAUUUCCUGACGGAUAUGUCGAGGAGUGGUUAAAACCAGGUGAAGAAGAAAUGGUUCAGAAGUUCGACCCGUCAUCUGAGCUCGACACCAUCGGUUUCUUUAUAGCUAAGUUCAGCGUCGGCCCCAAGGAUUAACAUCUCAAAAUACUGAUUCCUGAUCCGAAGACAUUUGUAUUGAACCCUGAGAUGGUAUCUGUAUUGAUGAGAUGGUAUUUGUAACAACAUACAAAGUUUUUACAUAUAUGAAUUACAAUCCUUUUUAGA